Molecule: messenger RNA, 1947 nt
Organism: Hydatigera taeniaeformis
Lineage: Eukaryota; Metazoa; Platyhelminthes; Cestoda; Cyclophyllidea; Taeniidae
Source: the annotation of a GenBank genome assembly
AUGGUUGUCAAAAUUGAUCCAUUCGCUGACGAAACUGAGGCCGAUCUUAAAAGUCGACAUUUGAAAAGGUACUCUACAACAGGCAUAGUCCUCACGCUUGGUGUUGGAGACACUGGCCAGCUUGGCCUUGGACCGAAUAUUACCGAACGCAUGAAACCUGCCCGAUUUACCUCCGCCAGUCUUUCGACAGGAAGCCCCGUGGACGAUUUUGAAAAAUUUGUCCAGGUUGUUGCGGGUGGCAUGCAUACCGUUUGUCUCACUGAGGAUGGGAAGGUGUUCACGUUCGGUUGCAAUGAUGAGGGUGCUCUUGGUCGCUUGUCCGCGGACACUCCUUCCCAAGAUGGUGACGGAAAAUCCAUCAAUAGUUUUGUUGAAGAAUCUAGGCCUGGUGUUGUCACUUUUCCCGAGAAUGAUGUACAUAUUAUGAUGGCAAGUGAUAGUCACACUGCAGCUCUUGACGCUCUGGGACGCGUUUGGUUGUGGGGCACUUUCCGUGGCGCUGGUGGGGCAAUUGGACUAACUAAAGUGGGCGAGAUUUGUCGCCGCCCGACCCGUCUAAAAUCGCUUUCUUGUACGGUUGUGAAAAUCGCUUCGGGACAGGAUCACCUGGUUUGCCUUACUGAAGAAGGUCGUCUCCUCACAAUGGGAUGUGGUGAACAAGGCCAGUUAGGUCGAAUUGCCGAACGCUUCUCGAAGGAUGGUGGGCGCAAUGGAUUCGAUCUGCUUCUUCAACCUGGAGAAUGUCGUGUACGCGGAUGCAAGCGAUUUGUUGAUGUAUGGGCUGGCGGAUUUGCAACCAUUGCACGUUGUAUGAAUUCGGGCGUUAUAUAUGCUUGCGGCUUAAAUAACUACGGACAGCUUGCCCUUGUCAAAAAACGGUGCUCUGGGACAAUGGAAAAGAUGCAGGUUGAUGAAAGUAAUCUGGUGAGUACAGAGAACAUUGUCGAACGUGAGCAACUCUCAGAGUCCAUGUUGGCCAAAAGGCAGGGUCCUCUCGUUCAAUUUAUGCUUACUCCUGCAAAUGGCUUUGAUCCAGAAAAGAAUUGGGUGCAGUUUGCCAUAGGAAUGCACCAUACUCUGGCGUUGACCUCUUCGGGUGAUGUUUAUGCCGUUGGCCGAAGUGAUUACGGGCGUCUUGGCUUUACCAUCUCCAAAUCCGAUUCAGAUGCCUCUGCAGUCUCCUCCCCUCAUGUGGUUCAAGGCCUUCUACUUGGUCGGAAAUGCUGCUGGAUUGGUUGUGGCGAGGCUUGUUCUUUUGCGAUCGAUGAUGCGGGAAAGGCCUUCUCUUGGGGUAUGGGAAGUAGUCAGCAGUUAGCUCAUGAAGCGGAGUAUGAAGAUGCUGUCGAACCUGGUGAAAUGGUCGGUAGGAAUCUCUUAAACAGGCGGGUUGUCAUGAUCGAUGGUGGCGGUCAACAUACUGUCAUGCUUGCAGAGGAUCUCUCUCGGGUUAGGCCUACGAUGACGAAACCAGACACUGAAGAAAGCAUGGGGAAAAUUGAGUCUCGUGAGAAAAAAAUGUCACCGGUAAUGAAGAAUCAUACACCACCAGUUCCGAUGGAUACAACUUCUGAGGUAGCAACCGCUGCAAUAAAUGAAAAAGACUCGACGGACAAGCCCAUUGUGCAUUCGCUGAGCGCAUCAAACCCUCCUCCUGAUGUUGCUAGCACUGCAGGGGCCACAGUUAAUAGCAGUUCUGUGCACAGUUGUUCCUUCGUUGCAAGCGAUCAGUCUUCACUGAGCAGUGCCCACAGCACAGACGGUGGGGGAUCGAGUCGUCUAGGCGGCUCGCUGUUUGCCCAGCCUGUGGAUGCGCCUCUGGCCUCAAAGGUUGGAGCUCCACCCCUUGCGGGAGCUAAUUGUGGCGGCAGCACCACUAGCACCAGCGAACCCGGAUUCCCGUUGACCGACGGUGGCUCCAACACCGCAUCCCCUGCCAACACUCAUUAA